AUGUCAGCCAACACCACAACUUUCCUCAUGCGAAAUUCACCAUGUAAUGAGUUUUCAAUUGCGGAAGAAUUUUUCAUCUCAAGAGCAUACGAUCAACGUUCUAAAUCCAAGAAAAGAAGCACUAUCGCCGGUCCAUGUGCGGGAAGAUCUCUGAGUGCCGGGCAGAACUCAACUUCUGGUACGGAAGCCAAUCAUUUCGAGAGCGCAGUCAACCCGAGCUUGCUGGCUCAGAAGACUCGAUACAUCUUGAAAUUACAGACUUCAGUUGCUAAUCUAGCUCCAGCCCUUUGUGUUCUGCCAUACGAUUCUUUCGAGCACGAUAGUACUACUCUUGCUGCAGCUUCGGAGAGAGAUGCUGCGCUAGAUCCCGAAUUCAAGUUCGAAUUUCCAAUGACCCAUUGGGUGGUCUACCUACUACUCGACUCGGGCAAGUUGAUCUACAACGGUCUGUCUGCACCCUACUGUGUGCCCCUUGAUCGGGUGCAUGGUUUUGGUGCCCCGAUGCUUCAAUCUAUGAAGGAAAAUCAAUGCCUGCGUUCAGAGUGGGGUUGUCACGAAAAGUAUCCCAACGCUCUGACGAUGGAGCUUGAAAAGAAGAAGAUUCUGAUUUUCUACGUGGCUUACUUGGAUUUUCGCCCUCCCAAUCCUUUCAUUUGA
Molecule: messenger RNA, 657 nt
Organism: Colletotrichum tamarilloi
Lineage: Eukaryota; Fungi; Ascomycota; Sordariomycetes; Glomerellales; Glomerellaceae
Exons: 3
Coding region: 1-657 (218 amino acids)
Source: RefSeq, a predicted model, not a curated record